Symbiodinium necroappetens is the source of this 792-nucleotide messenger RNA. The record is from the annotation of a GenBank genome assembly. Lineage: Eukaryota; Dinophyceae; Suessiales; Symbiodiniaceae.
GCAGCCGGCGAGGCUGAAACCUCUCAGUUGCCUUUCUUCAUUGGUGGCCUGCUGGUUGCCCUGGCCGGAGUCGCUGCUCUUGCGCUUGGCGGCGAGACUUACGAUGAUGUGGACGACAAGAAGGUUGUUGAGGAGUACUUCAACACCACAGGCUUCGAGAGAUGGCAGAAGAUCUACGGAGAAACCGACGAUGUAAACCCGGUGCAGAAAGACAUCCGGGUGGGCCAUGCGCAGACUGUCGACAAGAUCUUGGGCUGGCUGGAUCCAAACACAAUCUCCGGCAAGACUGUUUGCGAUGCGGGGUGCGGGACGGGCAGCCUCUCUAUUCCGCUGGCCAGCCGCGGGGCCAUGGUCAACGGCAGCGACAUUAGUUCUGCUAUGGUUGGCGAGGCCGAAGUUCGAGCCAAAGACUCGCUACCAGCAGAGAAGCUGCCAAAGUUCUCAACUUCUGACCUGGAGGCGAUCUCUGGUUCGUACGACACGGUGUGCUGCGUGGAUGUACUCAUCCACUACCCGCCAGACAAGAUGUCUGGGAUGGUGCAGCAUUUGGCAGGGCUCAGCAAGGAGAGACUGAUCUUGUCGUUUGCGCCCAAGACUUGGUACUACAAACUGCUCAAGCGAAUCGGUGAGCUUUUCCCUGGCAAGUCCAAAACCACUCGUGCAUACCUCCAUGAUGAGGCAGAUGUGGAGGCCGCACUGCAGCAAGCAGGUUACCAGGUCACCCGCAAGGACAUGACAGCCACCAACUUCUACUUCUCGCGGCUUUUCGAGGCCAAGCCGGUCGCGUCCUGA